GUAAGUCCCUCCACAAAUCCUUGAUCCAAACACAACCAUUUAUCCAUUAGAAGUCCCCAUUGGUUCAUGCAUUGAACUGUUGGCUUUUCAAAACUCCAGAGCUGUGAUGCAAAAUCGCAGAAAAUCUUUAAGGUCUAUAACUCUUCACAAUUUGAUUUAAUGGAGCAUAUACUAUUUUGAGAAAAAAUUCACAAGGCUGCUUUCGCAUUUCGAACUCACAUCCAAAGUAAUUUCCUUUCGUAGAUAGACGCUCCAUUAAAUGAAUCCUAUAAAGAUACAGGUGCUUGGAGAGUUACUCGUUGGUGCAAAAUUACUUCAUAAAUUUGGCACGAGAAUGACUUUUCCCAUAUUUAACAGCAAAUUUGGUCAUCGCGACGACAUAAAAAUUUGACACGCCCAGUGCACUUGUUCUGAAUAGCUCUCCAUUUUCUAGAUCUAGCACUAGAAACUCAUGAGAUUGGGGUUACCGUCUGAAUAGUUUUUUGUGCUAAUUGCAACGUCCAGGUCAGUUUACUAUUGGUUCCCACCGUCCACCAACGGGGUCCAAUUAGGGUUCUAUUAGUAUUGUUAUUAUAGAAAUAGAAGUCACAAAGGUCAUCCAUUCCUGAUAAGUUGCAAACUUUAUACUGCAUAGUCAGUAACCACAGCCCCAGGAAUUGCCUAUUUCUGUUGUGUGACUGAAAAAUAAAACUUUACUCGUAGUGGUACUCUAUUAAAGCGAUAUAGAUAUAGCCAACGCUCAGAGCCAGAGGCUAGGCCUGUAAACCUGCAGAACAGAGUUUUGUCCAGCUCGACCUCGGCUCAUUUAUUAAACGAGCCAAAAACUUGAGCUAGUUCGAGCCUUAACGAGUCGAGCUUUUGUCGAACAAGCUCGGCUCUCGUUUACUUUACAAUUAGUAGUACUUUAUGGUCUUUAUUCGAGCGAUAUAGAUAUAGCCAACACUCGAGGCAUACAGUUUAAUACUCUAGUUGGAAGACCGUUUUAAACCAGUUUAUUCCUUUCGAAUUAGUGGGUAUACUAAGCCAAUGGCUGCAACGGCUGGCUACGUUCAAAAGUUAGGUGCUGCCGUCAAGAAAGUGGCGGGAAAGAGAGGGUCGAGUUGGUACACCCCUCACAUGGCGGCGGCAACUAGGGCAAUUAUGGAGCGGAUUCCGUUGGUUGAUCUGGUCGUUGAAGUCAGAGACGCAAGGGUUCCAUUGUCCUCGGAAUACGAGCUGUUGAGAAACUUCCCACAUUCUUUGAGGCACAUCAUACUCUUGAACAAGAUGGACCUAGCAAGUCGCCCGCAAUUGAAGGUGUGGAGAGCAUACUUCGAACAACAAAACUUGAUUUCUUAUGAAGUUAAUGCCCAUAAUAAGGAGCAUGUUAAGGAGUUCCUGAACUUUUUACAAGCUCGGGUUCGAGAAUUGACGAGGACUGAUCAUGCAAACCAUACCAUAACAGUAAUGCUUCUUGGGAUUCCAAAUGUAGGCAAGUCAGCCCUUGCUAACGCCUUGCAUCAAAUUGGCCGCAUUAGCGCUGCAGAGAAAGGAAAGUUGAAACAUGCAACCGUGAGUCCGUUGCCAGGGGAGACGAAAGAUAUCAGCAGCCUGAAGAUUGGUAGCCAUCCAAACAUCUAUGUCCUGGACACCCCUGGGGUACUGCCUCCUAUGAUUCCUGAUGCUGAGGUGUACUCCAAACUUGCUUUAACAGGAGCUAUUAAUGACUGCUUAAUUGGGGAAUCAGAACUAGCUCAAUAUUUUCUUGCAAUCCACAACUUGAGUGAUGAAUAUAAGAAAUGGGCAAAAUUGUCAAUGAAUCAUAGUGAAAAAAUAACAGUUGAUGGAAUGGAAACUUCAAGUGACUCCGAGUUGGACAAGAGACGGAAGCAGUAUGCAACAGAUCAUACCCAGGAUUUUGUGGUGCAUGAUGUUCGUCGUACUCUCUUUGAGACGGUUUCAUCUUUUCCUGGUAAUCCGGAAGCUGGAAAGGAUUUAGUGGAACUUAUUGAGGCACAAUUUUCAGAAUUGCAGAAAGCUUUUAAGGUGCUUGUAGACACACAGGCUCGCACCAAGGUUGCUGCCAAGUUACUUAAUUUGUAUAGAACUGGAAGGCUGGGGCAUUAUACAUUAGACUCUAUUCCGAGGAAUUCUUGAUGACCCUUUUCUUUGUAACAGUGUUAUUGUCGUCCUCAGUACAACUAAUUAAGUGUUUAUAUAAUUAUUUUACCA
Molecule: messenger RNA, 2211 nt
Organism: Rhododendron vialii
Lineage: Eukaryota; Viridiplantae; Streptophyta; Magnoliopsida; Ericales; Ericaceae
Product: DAR GTPase 2, mitochondrial-like
Exons: 8
Coding region: 1027-2136 (369 amino acids)
Cellular component (GO): mitochondrion
Molecular function (GO): GTP binding; GTPase activity
Source: RefSeq, a predicted model, not a curated record